UUGCAACUAUUUCAGAUCGAAGAGCUCUAUGGGCAUCAGAGCCGCCACUUUGAUCCUGAGCCAGAUGAUGAAGAAGCUGAAGUCCUGUUACAACGUUGUGGGACGAAUGAAAGUCAUGAAAGGGAUGAUCAUCCGGAAUGGCUUGAUGAUGGCAUUGCCAUGACACUCGAUUCCGUCACCAUUGCUUUCCCAAAUGAUUCGUCGAUACCGCUGGUUUCCAAUCUCUCCAUGCAAAUUGUACAAGGCAAAAAUUUGCUGAUAACAGGUGAUAGUAGUGUUGGGAAAACGUCGUUGUUGCGAGUAUUUGCCGGGCUGUGGAAAUGCGUUAUCGGAAAAUUGGAAAGACAUUGGAAAAUGUGCCCAACCACUCUGUACUUUGUUCCACAAAAAACGUAUUUCCCAAGUGGUGGUUGCAGCUUGCGUCAGCAGUUGGUGUAUCCACUGAAGGCAUUACCGCUUGAAAAAGGUAACUUUCUAUCACAGACAUUCUUUCGUUUGUUCAUUCUGAAAGCUUCGGAACUUCCCAUAUGUUCUGGAAGCUCUUAAAA
Molecule: messenger RNA, 548 nt
Organism: Gongylonema pulchrum
Lineage: Eukaryota; Metazoa; Nematoda; Chromadorea; Rhabditida; Gongylonematidae
Source: the annotation of a GenBank genome assembly